AUGCCGUCAUUCGCUUUUUGGAAAAGUACAAAACCAGAUGAGACCAGGAUAUCGCUUCUCAGCAAUGAUGCAGCGGCCGUGGAGGAGGGUGAUAUAGAAUUGUUCGUGCCGAAAAACCUCGAUCUCGAUCCAGGCAAUGACGAUUCUGGUAUCUUUUUGUUCGACGAUGAAGAUAAUUCCGAGUUGCCAAUUUCAGAACAUACACUGAGAACUGGGUCAGCAACUCAAACAUCUGCAGAGUUCCAGCCUAUCCCGGUUACACAAGAUGCUCUGCAGUCAGCGCUGACGAACGAACCUGCCUCGCCGAACCAGUUGCCCACGAAUAAUGCAGCUAUUGUUUCAUCCUCGGCAUGUUUGGCGGCGGCGAUAAUUGAGAACGCUACCCUAGAUUCAAGUGUCGAGGAAUCAGAGAUUUCCUUCUCUGACAGUCAGAAUAUUAUUCCAGAGUCACAGCCUCCUUCUAUUGCUUCAAGCAAUGACGUUCGAUCGCUAUCGCGACCGUCGCUCUUUUUAUCACGAAACGCCUCUUCAACCAAGUCGUCACCUUCAUGCCAACGCACCAAUUCUGCUUCAUCCCUACGUCAACACACUGACUCCGUCGCACAUCGCUUAUGUCGACCUGCAGAGCUGAAUCUUGGAUUGAGCACUGCGGCUGAUACAUCGAAGCCGAGAACCGAACUCGAGAAAAGAUACGAGGUGAUCCGCAAUUCCAAGACCCAGUCCAAAGCCGCUUUGCGUUCGCCCACCGACCUUCUGCAGGAUCGCUUGAACAUGUCUCGGAAGAAAAUCGAGGAGAGAGUUCGCAUCUUCACGCCUCCCAAGCCACUAAUCAACGGAUGCUUACUGCCCGGUCCAGGAGCGCAGAUGGAAACUUUCACCAGCACAUCGGUGCGUGCACAGACUGAAGCUGGGGGAAGACCAGCAUGGUGGUGCAAGUUCGACAAGCUUGUAGUCUUCGAUGGUAUUGAGACACAGGCUGACGGCGAGCUGAAGAUCCACACAAGAACGAGUAAGGGCCUGACUAUUGCACGACGUCGUGGCGAUAUGGAGAGCAUAGUCAUCCCUAUGGACUGCGUACAUUGUCAGGAAAUGUUAAAUCGAAAUGAGUGGAAGUACGAUAUGCGCGUUUGCAAGAGAAGUGUAUGCUGGGACUGCAAGGAGAGGUGCAAGUGGGAGUUCGAAGAAGAAAAGAGGAAACUGGGUAAGGUUAAAAUGACGGGUGUAGAACAAAAGACAGAUGCAAACAGGUACAGAGCGGAUAGUGUCUUGCAGGAUGAACAAGGAAUGGUAUAAGAAUCGGUGAGAAGGAUGGUACUUUAGUAAGGACAAACUG
This is a messenger RNA of Dothidotthia symphoricarpi CBS 119687, 1333 nucleotides long. RefSeq lists its product as uncharacterized. The record is from RefSeq and is a predicted model, not a curated record. Bases 1 to 1293 code for a protein of 430 amino acids. The transcript is spliced from 2 exons. Lineage: Eukaryota; Fungi; Ascomycota; Dothideomycetes; Pleosporales; Dothidotthiaceae.